Otolemur garnettii (small-eared galago) is the source of this 1473-nucleotide messenger RNA. It is a transcript of the gene CYP2W1, whose product is annotated as cytochrome P450 2W1. Gene Ontology annotation, cellular component: intracellular membrane-bounded organelle; cytoplasm. The transcript is spliced from 9 exons. Gene Ontology annotation, biological process: xenobiotic metabolic process. Gene Ontology annotation, molecular function: iron ion binding; heme binding; oxidoreductase activity, acting on paired donors, with incorporation or reduction of molecular oxygen, reduced flavin or flavoprotein as one donor, and incorporation of one atom of oxygen. The coding region runs from base 1 to 1473 and encodes 490 amino acids. Lineage: Eukaryota; Metazoa; Chordata; Mammalia; Primates; Galagidae. The record is from RefSeq and is a predicted model, not a curated record.
AUGGCCCACCUGCUUCUGCUGCUCCUGGGGCUCCUGGGGCUCUGGGGACUGCUCCGUGCCUGCACCCAAGAUCCCUCUUCAGCCCCUCGGUGGCCCCCUGGGCCUCGCCCACUGCCACUAUUGGGGAACCUGCACUUGCUGAGUAUGUCCCAGCAGGACCGGUCACUGAUGAAGCUCUCUGAACAGUAUGGGCCCAUCUUCACUGUGCACCUGGGGCGCCAGCGGAUGGUGGUGCUGACAGGGCUGGCGGCGGUGAGGGAGGCCCUGGUGGGUACCGGGCAGGCGCUGGCCGACCGGCCUCCCAUUGCCAUCUUCCAGCUCAUCCAGCAGGGCAGGGGGGUCUUCUUCUCAUCUGGGGAGCGCUGGAAGGCCGCCCGCCAGUUCACGGUGCGCACCCUGCACAGCCUGCGUGUGGGCCGGGGGCCUGGGGCUGACAACAUUCUACAGGAACUGAGGUGCCUGACAGGACAGCUGGACAGCUAUCAAGGCCGGCCCUUCCCUCUUGCCCUGCUUGGCUGGGCUCCCUCCAACAUCACCUUCGCACUCCUGUUCGGCCGGCGGUUUGACUACUGGGACCCAGUGUUUGUGUCUUUGCUGGGUCUCAUUGACGAGGUCAUGGUCCUCUUGGGGUCCCCUGGCCUGCAGCUGUUCAACAUCUACCCCUGGCUUGGGGCUCUGCUCCAGCUGCACCGGCCUGUCCUGCGCAAGAUUGAGGAGAUCCGAACCAUCCUGAAGACACUCCUGGAGGAACAGCGGCUCCGCAAGCCCAGGGGGCACCCUGUGCAGAGCUACAUAGACGCCCUGAUCCAAGAGGGCCAGGGGAAGGACCCUAAGGACCUGUCUGCUGAGGCCAAUGUGGUGGCUUGCACCCUGGACAUGGUCAUGGCUGGGACAGAGACCACCUCUGCCACACUGCAGUGGGCUGCCCUCUUGAUGGUCAAGAACCCAGAUGUGCAGGGACGGGUACAGGAGGAGCUAGACCGUGUGCUGAGCUCCAGGAGGCCUCCCAAGCCAGAGGACCAGGACAAGCUGCCCUAUACAAGUGCUGUGCUCCACGAGGUGCAGCGCUACAUCACGCUCCUGCCCCAUGUGCCCCGAUGCACGACGGCUGACAUCCAGCUGGGUGGCUACCUGCUCCCCAAGGGCACGCCUGUGAUCCCCUUGCUGACCUCAGUGCUCCUGGACAAGACACAGUGGCAGACCCCAGACCAGUUCAACCCGGGCCAUUUCCUGGAUGCUGAUGGGAAGUUUGUGAAGCAUGCGGCCUUCCUGCCUUUCUCUGCGGGCCGCCGUAUCUGCGUCGGGGAGCGCUUGGCCAGGACUGAGCUGUUCUUGUUGUUUGCCGGCCUCCUCCAGAGGUACCGCCUGCUGCCCCCACCUGGGGUGAGCCCUGCCACCCUGGACACCACGCCCGCUGCGGCCUUUACCAUGCGGCCACGGGCCCAGGCCCUGUGUGCAGUGCCCAGGCCCUAG